CCUUUACCCAUCCAUCGCCUUCACCCUUCAUCGCAGCACGGCAUUUCGACACCAGCAGCCGGCUUCCAUCAUCGCCCAUCCUGCAUCCUUUCCCCGGCGCAGCAGUCUCUACCGCUGGCCAUCCCGCGAUGCGGCACUGAUCCCUCGACGGCAGCCCAUCACCGUUCACCGCGGCGUCAUCGCCCUCGUCACGUCAGCGCCCGAUCCGAAGGCCACCGACUCCCGUCGCGCCCCUCAACAUGUUUUCUCCCGCCGCCGCCGCCGCCGAGGGUGGCCCGGCUACAGCGACUCGAUCGCGCCGUCGCCAGCGACCCAAGAGCUCCGAGAGCCUGGUUCCGCCACCCAAGGCAAAGCGUCAGCGCCUCCCGCUCACCGAGCAGACAUUUGCGCAGCCCGAGGCCCAGGCCGAACCGGUCGAGACUAAGCCCGAAUCCAAGCCUGAGGUCCGACCUGCGACCGUCGAAGCGAAGGCGCGCGACACGUCGACGGAGAUUUUCCACCCCGUGAUGCGGCGGGAAUCCACCGUGAGGACCAAGAAGUCGAAGCACGGCGAUCGAGCCGCCAACAAGGGCGAUGGCAGCCUUGUUCUUACGAGCAACAAUGCCUUCACCGUUUCAAAAUUGCCUGCAUUGCCAGACAGGAUCCGCCAGGACUCGUCGGGAAACAUAAGCGCCCAGAUUUUCUCAUCCUCCGGAUACGCCCUGGCACUGACCCCAGCACAUGCCAUGGUCUGGCCCUACAACUCGACGUCGCAGUCUCCCGAGACUUUUACCUUCACCUUGCCAUCCGCCUCGAAGCCCUCCGACCCGUUGCCAGUGGGAUGUCUUGUAUCCCCCUCCGCGUCGUCGACGGAGCCUGGACUUGUUAUUGUCAUGUCCGGCAGCGGAAAGGUGGUUUUCUGGGAGUCCAUAUCGAGCGCCGCGACUUUCGCUUUCAUCAAGAAAGAUCGAUCCGGAGUCGAGUAUCUAAUCUCAGGCAUGUCGUCUGGCGAGAAGGUAGUCGGAAUUACAAAUGCGGAGUCGGCAGGCUUCAUUCUCACGUUCAACUCGGGGAGAUUGGCGUACAUGACGGUCCGGGACAGCCACGGACGACCCGCGAUUUCGGUCCAGUUUCUCCGAGCUGGUCUAACGCCUUCUAGCAGCGGCUUCCUGGGGAGCAUCCGCCAUGCCUUUUCGCAUCUCUCUCUCCGAGGCGACAUCGCGGCCGUUCGAGCCGAUCGCUCUGCCCGCGUCGGCGAGCGCAACAUCGUUGCUCUCACGAGCAAGGGCAAGCUACAGUCCUGGAGGGUCCAUCGCGGUGGGCACAACGAAUCCCUGGGAGAGGCAGAUAUUCGAGACCGUCUCGCUACAGCCCUCAAGGAAACCGACCCGCAAAUCGAGGAUUACUCCACGGAGUCUUUGGAAACGCUCGAUUUCAGCUUUGUUCCAACGGGACUGGAACCAAAGUACCUGGAAUUGAGCAGGCUCAGUGAUGCCAUGGCAACCGACAACCCUACAGUACAGCAUCUUCUGCUUCUCGUCAGCAUGUCAAGAUCUAACAAAUCUCGCUACGCCUUGGUCGAGAUCAUUUUGACUCCGACAAACUGCCAAAUCGGCAUGAUACGGCCAAUCACCUCGUACUCGACACCUUUCGACUCUUCCGACCCGACGCAGCCGCAACGACCUCGCGUUUACCUGCCCCGACCAGCAUUGGUGGCAUUCGUCGUGUUUGACCGUGCUGCUAUUGUUGCUUCGGUGGCCUUGGCUCCUGAAUCUCCUGACUCGCAGUUGCAGUCUGACAGCCAUAUCCUGCCGGCUUCGUUCGAGGACGUUGUCGACUUUAGAGAGGACAAUGUUCACGAAAUCGUCGGCUCCGGCUUCGAGGAGAUGUCUUCAGCAGCGCCCAACGGACAUGACGAAAGCCGCUCUAGUCGAUUGAAGACCAAGAACCCAGCGAUUGUCCUCUUGGUGCGCGGUGCCGGUGUUGUGCGGAUUAUUACGACGGACGUCGACAAGUUUGCCAGCGACCAGCCGCCUCAAGUUUCUGCUAAGAGCAAACUGGAACAGGCUGUCUUUUUUGGCCUCAAGAAAGACAACCCUCUGAUCUUUGACGGCCGACAAGACCUGAGCUUCUCCCCAGAGGAUCUCUCUGAAGCUGCACUGGCAGUCAGUCACGAGAUCCUCAGCUCGUCUACCUCGUAUAUCUCGACGCUGCCCGCUUCGAUAGAAGACAACCUUUUCGCGCGGUCUGAAGCCCUGCAAAGACUGAUGACGCAUCUACGAGCAGUCGGUGCCGACCUUGACCGCAAGACACGCUGGCAACUCCUGUUCAACGCAGAGAAGAUGCAUGUCGCCGCCCAACUCUGGAAAUUGCACGAAGCUUUCACCGCCAACAGGCCAGCCGAGGACAAAAAGAGCUUGGUGACUUUGGUAGUUGACUUCAUCCAUGAGGACCAAAAGCAUAACCCUGUCCCUAAGAAGGGUGAGGUCGAUGCUGUGCGUCACUGGUUUGUGAACGACAUCUACCGAAUCGAACUUUUCGUUGCUUGGUCGUACGAAGUCAUCAAGGUCUUAUACCGAGACAAAUGCCUGGACGACGUAAAGAUCACGACUUUGAUGUACGAGGCCAUGCAAAUCAACAUCUGCACUCACAUUGGGGCGCACGACUUUCGACGCAGCAACAUGGCCUUUUACGGUCUGGAGCACGAGCAAUUGCGAAUGGGAAUCCUACGGGACGGCUACGAGGGCCUUCCGGAGCCCUGGACAGGUUGCAUGUACAUUGCCAACAACCUGAAACGUCUGACAGACCUUUGCGACCAAUGGUUCAGGAAGCAUGAGCAGCGACGGUUUGAACAAAAGGCGCCAAAUCAGCGGGAUCCUCAACUCAUCAUCAAGCUUCAUGAUGACCUCCCCGCUUUAACGGACGCCAUGCUCACUGCCGUCCUGGAGCAUGCACGCUGGGGCCUCGCCAAUUCGGAGAAUAAAUCAGUCGCCCAAGAAUACGUCAAGACAUACGAUUCUGAACGACAUAACAAGCCUGUCUUCUUGGCUCAGUACGGAAAGUGGGAGCAAGGAGCAAAGAUUGCCGAGAAACACGGUUGUCUGAGCGCUCUGGCAGUCAUUUUGCUUGAGCAUAUUGAAACGCUGGAGAACCAGCUGGCGGCGGAGGACCUUUCGAGUGCCGAGAUCAAGAGUUUGAAUGCACAGCGCCAGGCCAAGAAGACUCAAUUGGAAGAUUCCUUCAGCAAAUACGGGGAGCCAUUUGCGUUUCCCAUCUACGAGUAUCUCAUCGACAAGCACGGUGUCUCGUCCGUAUUGGAUUUUGAGUUGGACACGCUUGGAUUCAAGACUCGCUUCCUACGGAGCAGACCGAACUUGGCUCGGAUAUCUUGGAUCAAUGAUGUUCAGCAAGAGCAGGAUGUGGAGCACGCAUCGGAGACCCUUAUUGACCUAGCUCUCAACAUGGAGAGCCAGGUCUGGAAGAAGAAAGUUGAGCUCAGUCUCGGCAAGCUGGCGCUACUGGCAGAGAACGAACGGAAGCCACAAGCAAGACCCUCGUUCACAGUCAAGGGGGAUGAAGCUCGCCGCGAGGAGGCACUUCAGCGUGUUGAUGACGAAUUGGUCGUCGUCAAGAUCCAAGACCAGCUCUACAGUCAAGUGCUCCCAAGCACAGUUGAAGCCGUCGACAGCGCCGCCGCCCUCAACUUCGCCCUCGAGACACACAGUACGAACAUUCCCCGUCGGCAGAAGGCACUUCUCCAACUCUUCACUGAAGGCAUGGAGAGGCUUCUAGACCAUCAGGCGCUCGACCCGAUGUACCUCAUUGACCUCCUGACUCUGAUAUCACUCCCCGCAGAGUCGAGAGAAGAGAUCCCGCACCCGUUCUGGAUGGCGCUUAAGGUUGCCGAUACGGCAUGCCACAGCGACGAGGUGAAGGAUGCCAAGAAGCUCAUCUGGAGGCGACUGUUUAUCCGUGACGAUUGGGCCAAAAUCAACGAUACCACGGGCAAAGACGACACGGAGGUUGUGACGCGCAUCGCCGAUACGGAACUUUUCGCCAUGUUCACAGACUGCAUCCGAUACCAGGAUGCCUGUGAGCCAUUCCGAUACACGACGCCGGACGAAGUGCUGGGCGUUUACACCCACGGUCUGGAUCGCCGGUUCCAGUCGUUCUCGCAAGGCGAGCAGGCGAAGCUGAUUGACGCCAUGCGCUGGGAGGAUAAGACCCUGGCCCAGUACACUUCAAAGAAUCGUCUCACGGAAUGGGUGCGGACCACGUUCGAGACCGCCCAGGCAGAAGUGGAGAACAUCACCGAGGAGGCAACCCGCGCUGGCAUCUCCGCCGUCGAGGCUCGCGAGCCGUUCCCACCGUUUGGCCGACGGUCCAGUACCACGGCCGGGGUUGGCAACACUCUCUUCGACUCAGAAGACUAAGCCGACGGGCGGCUCUCCUCAUUGGGCGGCGUUCUGUUUGAUUCUUUGAUGCGUCUCUUUCCUUCCUUCACAGGUGUACACGGGUGGGGGCAGACGGUGGUUUCACGCGCGCGGGCAAUGUACAUUACGGGCAUGGAGGGGUUGGACCGGACCGGAGCGAGAGCCUGAGAGACCCCCAUUAGAGCAGAACAGAGCAGGGUAGAGCAGCAAACGGACGGGCGGGUAGGGGAGCAAGGACACUCGGAAGGAAAGCUUCUGGAUGGGUUCGCCAGAAAAAAAGAAGAGCUGGGAGAGACCAAGAUCGAAAGGAAGGGCUCUUUAUCGAGUUGGGCUUCGGGAAAUUGCAGAUACACACAGAACGCUCGUUUUCUGCCUUGUCAGAAUAUACUUGUUGACGGG
Purpureocillium takamizusanense is the source of this 4811-nucleotide messenger RNA. RefSeq lists its product as uncharacterized. Gene Ontology annotation, biological process: poly(A)+ mRNA export from nucleus; transcription-dependent tethering of RNA polymerase II gene DNA at nuclear periphery; protein import into nucleus. Gene Ontology annotation, molecular function: protein binding; structural constituent of nuclear pore. The transcript is spliced from 4 exons. The coding region runs from base 240 to 4412 and encodes 1390 amino acids. Gene Ontology annotation, cellular component: nuclear pore outer ring. The record is from RefSeq and is a predicted model, not a curated record. NCBI's taxonomy places the organism in Eukaryota, Fungi, Ascomycota, Sordariomycetes, Hypocreales, Ophiocordycipitaceae.